AGUAGUUAAUGUGAUUUUGAAUCUCAGUGAAUAUACUAUCAAUAGUGAUUUAAUUGCAAUACAUAUUUUUAAAAGAUUGGCAUUAACACAUGCAAGGAUAAAAUCAUAUGUUAAUAAUUUAACGGUAGUAGUGUAGAAGUGAUAGACUUACUACAAAAUAAUUAGUAUAUGUGAAAUUACUUGCAAUGUGGAUAGCGAUAAUGAAGACUUUCUUGUUCCUUAUUGUGAUGCAAAGGUUAUGCUGUGAUGCCUCUUCCUACGAAGACAAUUAUAAGGACUAUGAGUUGCACCCUACCUCAAGAUCGUCUUGUAGCAGAAACUGUCAAAAAUGCAUCGCUGAGAGAUGUGAAAGCUGCAAACUAGGGCGGUAUGGGCGGAACUGUUCACAGUUAUGUCCGAUAAAUUGCGCCCAUAACGUUUGCGAAUUGCUAACUGGCGACUGCACAUCCGGGUGUCGGUUCGGUUAUUAUGGGGAGAAAUGCCAAUACAGCUGCUUUACAAGUUUUCAAAGGUGUAUUUUUGGGUGUACCGAUGGUAAUUCUGGUCCGGAAUGUGAAUGCAAAGCGCCUUGUCUCGAAUGCGAUCCCACUGGAGAAUGCUUAUGGUGCCCACUCGGCAAGUUUGGGCUGACCUGCGAAAAGAAUUGCUCGCGUAACUGUAAAAAUGGGAUGUGUGACGUUAGAAAUGGCUCGUGCUCCAAUGGAUGUGAUGGCGACUUUUACGGCAAGCAUUGUAACGUUACAUGUCCUGGCACGUGUAGCAAGAUCAAAUACGGACCUUCCUGUCAUGACGAGAGUGGGGCGUGCUUAUUGGACUGUCCCAUCGGAUUUUAUGGCCUAAGCUGUGCAAAAGUGUGCCACCAAUGUGUGAAAGACGUAUGCCAAAGGGAUGACGGUGUCUGCACCUAUGGGUGCAUUCAGGGAUACAGCUAUGACAUUGUUGGCAAAAAGUGCAUAGCUGGUACCAACGACACGUUUACGGAUCGCAGCCACGCCCUCUUGUCUUCAACUUCUACACUCGGUGUCGUACUCGGAGUUGUUUUGGGAGUUGUCGUGCUUACUGGCUGCGUGGUCAUGGCAGCUGUUUGCUACAGAAGAAAGGGGCGAAAACCUGUUAAUGACUCGGAGGUGCAACCUCCUGUUGGGUUGCCAGCCAUGUCUAAUUCCACUUACGAAAUGUUUGAAGACAUGUCUGGAAAGAGACCAGCGAAUAAUUACAAGUUCCCAGCACUGAAUGCCCACAUACAAAGACUUCUUGGGAGAAACAACUCAACCUCAUCAAGUGUUUCAAAGUCAGGAUGCGUGAGCGAAAACUUUGGAAACCCUGAUGUAGAUGUUAACUACAUUACACCGAUCAACAGUAACAUGUACGACAGUAUAGACGGGGAUCAAGACACGUCCGUGGCUCCGAUAGGACUGGUUCAUAAUUCAACAUCGUCAUCAAACACAACAAAGUCCUCGAGUAUAUUAUUUCGAGAGCCAAGUACCAUCCAUCCUAACAUCGAAACGCACAGAGAGUAUCACAACGUCGAAUUACCGGUAACUAGGUCGCAACCUGCCGAUGCUGGUACAAUGUAGCGGCGCGGUUGGUUACAUCACAUCAAUUUCAGACGUAAGCUGGAUUGCAGGUUUCUCAAGGUUUCGCAGUUCAGGUUUCUCAAGUUAGAACAACCGACAGUCUGAUGAUCCCUUCCACAUCCGACUGUCGGGUACGAAGAUGUCGGGUACGAAGGGAACAUAUACACCGACCCGGACAACCUUAUGUUUUAAUAGAGCAUGAAAUAGCCAUUGAUUUUGACUUUCUACGAUAUCCACACACGCAAGUGUUGGCUAUUUCUGGACAGCGGAUACAUUUGUAGAUAUAGUACCUUAAUGUUACGUAACUGACACAAUAGUCGAUACUUGUGGUGCAGCCAACGUGCAAAAUUCUCAGUAAGCAAGUCACUUAUAGAUAUAACAAUAAAGCGCCACUUAAGUGUUAUAUGGGGAUGGUGGAGACUAAGAAAAUACCGGUUAAAACACCGGCUUAAGGGUCAACUUUGGCUUUAGUGUACGAACAGCGGAAACAAGUGAAGUACUCAUGGUACUAUUCGGCUUAUUAUCCAUGACAUCCAAGAUUGUAUAGUUCAAUAUGUGCAAGUUAAAUUUGGUCGAGAUUGAAUGUAAAAUAACGUUUCUUUCUAAUCCUCUCACUUAAGUGCUUACGCGUUGUUGACGUCGGAUUUAUUUUUGAAAUUACACUUUUUAAAGUAAUGAAAUUUACAAAAUAGCUUAUCGCGCAGCUCUCUUGCAAAAUACACGUUAUCAUGAUACUUUCAGCAAAUAACAACAAAACAUAUUCGACCAAUUACUGAUUGGGAUGAAAAACAAAACCCCUUGUAUUCAGCGGUCACAAAUUCAAUUAUUUUGGCAAACAAAUCGGCAAAAACUCGAGUAAACAAUAUGACAUAUGAUCGAUGAAAUACAUUUGUAUAUUACUUUACAUACUAUGUGCAAGUUUGUUCAAAAUGAAAUUGAAAAUGAAGUUUAUUCCUACCACAGUGUUCACCGUUUAUGUAAGAUUUUUUUUUUCAUUGAACCCAAUACUGAAACACAAGAAAACGUGUUCCUAUUGUUGUGGGAGCAAAGCCUUUAGAAGCCAUUCAACAGCAUGUCAACUUUGUCUUUUAUUUUCGCAAGAACAAAAGGAGAAUAACUCAAAUAAAAAAUGUGAACUAUGUCUCAUAAUCAUUGAUGUACAAGAUUAUAUGGCUCAACGCAAUUUUAGCAAGUUUGGUCAAUAUUGAGAGAAAACUAAAGUUUAUAUCACAACAACACCAACUUGUUGACGUUUUAUCGACGAUUAAUUAUUUGGAUGGCAAUAUCUUAAAAGUAACGUAACUAACAAACUUACCAAACCGUUUAAUAGAUUUAGUAAAUGUGUGGCUUUCACAAACAACUUGUUCCAUUAAUUCCUCAUUUGAGGGUAGGAGAGAAGUUUAAUUACGGUUAAUUUGCGUGAUACUUUUAGAUCUGAA
Messenger RNA from Dreissena polymorpha, 3016 nucleotides. Its product is annotated as multiple epidermal growth factor-like domains protein 10. The transcript is spliced from 8 exons. NCBI's taxonomy places the organism in Eukaryota, Metazoa, Mollusca, Bivalvia, Myida, Dreissenidae. The coding region runs from base 186 to 1577 and encodes 463 amino acids. The record is from RefSeq and is a predicted model, not a curated record.